AUGAGAGCUUAUUACAAUUCACGCCGAUCACUAGUUUUAGGUAGUAAAAUGCGAUCAUGUCAACCAUACUUUCAGCCCGCUUCAGAAAAUGAAUUAGUGGAUAUACAAUCAGCUCUUGAUGAUGAUGCUACUUUUGACAAUUUAUUAAAAUAUGCUUUAUAUCUAUCAAGAUCAAAUGACGAGCGUGAUGUUGCCAAAGCAAUUUCUUAUAUAGACGCAGCUCAAUGGAUGCCAGAAUCACAAGGGUAUGAAGAUAUUCUUAGCGAAUGCGCAAUUUUUUGCUAUUAUCGCCUACGUCAAGACGAUACUGCUAAAUCAGCCAUUCAGGCAGCAUAUAAAAAGGGUGUUAGAAGCAGAAUUAUUGCAGAAAUCAAACAAUACUACGAGGAAGAAACUUUAAAUGAUGCAGCAUUGUAUGUUGGAGCUGGUGGAAUUAUUGCUGGUGCAGCAUUACUAUUAUUCUCUCUUUUCCGAAGGAAAAAGCAUUAA
Molecule: messenger RNA, 489 nt
Organism: Trichomonas vaginalis G3
Lineage: Eukaryota; Parabasalia; Trichomonadida; Trichomonadidae
Product: TPR-like family
Exons: 1
Coding region: 1-489 (162 amino acids)
Molecular function (GO): protein binding
Source: RefSeq, a predicted model, not a curated record